Molecule: messenger RNA, 2461 nt
Organism: Pyrus x bretschneideri (Chinese white pear)
Lineage: Eukaryota; Viridiplantae; Streptophyta; Magnoliopsida; Rosales; Rosaceae
Product: DNA (cytosine-5)-methyltransferase DRM2
Exons: 10
Coding region: 456-2258 (600 amino acids)
Cellular component (GO): nucleus
Molecular function (GO): DNA (cytosine-5-)-methyltransferase activity
Source: RefSeq, a predicted model, not a curated record
UUUGAAAGAAUAUCACCCAACGGCGUGUCGUUGUGCGUGGUUCCAAGCGCGCACCGGGCGCCCCAUCUUCCUUCCUCAUCGGCGCUCUGGUUCGCGUUACGAAAUAUGUCCACGGACUGUCUACGCAAUUCUGUGAUUUGACCUGCAACGGCUCUCUCUAGACUCAUAGACUUUCUCUCUCUAGAUUUCCCUCCACCGAGCUUUUAUCGUUUCGCGGCGAGUUUCUUCUGCGGGUUCUUAUAUCAGCGGCGGAGCUUUCUUCGCAUUCUCCGUGCAAGGCCGCAAGGGGAGGCUUUGACGGAGGCGAAGUGCAUUGCCGGUAUUUGCGAGGAGAGCUUAUCAGAGAGGCCCCUCCCGCGGAGUCAAAAUUUGCAGUUGUUUGGCACUUAUUCUUUCUGUGUAUUACUUGGACAGCUUGGAAAUCGCUGCGUGGGCCAAACACAGCUUACAGAGAAAUGGAUGGUGAAUACAGUAAUGAUUUUGACUGGAAUACUGAUGAUGAGCUGGAAAUUGAGAACUUUACGUUGUCUACUUCAAGUUUGACAGUUGGUGGAGAAGCUAUUGUGAUAUCUGGGGAGGGGAGCUCAUCUGCCGGUCCCUCCAAUACCAAAGUUCUUAAUCACUUUGUGGGGAUGGGAUUUUCUGAAAAGAUGGUUGUCAAAGCAAUUCAGGAACAUGGAGAAGAAAACACAGAUUCAAUUCUGGAAACCCUCCUCACAUAUUCAGCUCUUGAGAGUUCCCCUGAAGAACAGCAGGAAGUAGAAACGCCGCAGGAAGUAGAAACACUGCAGGAAGUAGAAACACCACAGGAAGUAGAACCACAUGAAGUUGAUUCUGAUGGCUUCUCUCUCGAUGAUUAUGAUGAGAGCUUUCUGGAUGAUUUUUCAGACUUGGAUGGCUUUUCUGAUACCGAGGAAAUUAUAAAUCCUACAUCGGAGAAAGGGAAGAUACAGACCUUGGUCAAUAUGGGUUACACAAGGGAGGAGGCCUUAAUAGCAAUUGAAAGAUGUGGUACAGACUCCACUGUUGCUGAGUUGACUGAUUUUAUAUGUGCUGCUCAAAUGGCACGGACAGAAGAUGUCUUUUUUGCGGUUGAAGAGAAGCCUAGAUCACAUCUAGACAAGAAGAGGAAACUUCUUGAGUUUGAGAUGCUAAAGAAGAAAAAGAAGCAGAUGCGGCUUGGUGGAAACCAAGGGGAUGAUGAUGAGACAGUUCAUCUCCCAAAUCCAAUGGUUGGGUUUGGCACCCCAAGUGAUCCAUAUGUGCUGACACAUAGGACUCUUCCAGAGGCAGCUGUAGGACCUCCAUACUUCUACUAUGAGAAUGUCGCACUAGCUCCUAAAGGGGUUUGGACCACCAUCUCCCGCUUCCUGUAUGAUGUGCAGCCGGAGUUUGUGGACUCAAAGUACUUUUGUGCUGCUGCAAGGAAGAGAGGUUAUGUUCACAAUCUCCCAAUCCAGAACAGGUUUCCUCUCAUGCCACAGCCCCCAGACGCCAUAUCCAAGGCAUUUCCCUUGACAAGGAAAUGGUGGCCUUCUUGGGACAAGCGAGAAAAGCUAAACUGCUUGCAAACGUGUAUUGCGAGUGCCAAGUUGACUGAGAGGAUCAGGAAGGCUCUUGAGCAAUAUGAUGGGGAACCACCAGAGCGAGUCCAGAAGUAUGUCCUUGAUGAAUGCCGCAAGUGGAAUCUGGUGUGGGUAGGGAGAAACAAGGUCGCCCCACUCGAGCCUGAUGAGGUGGAGAUGCUUUUGGGAUUCCCAAAGAACCAUACAAGGGGAAUAAGCCGGACUGACAGAUACAAGUCACUUGGGAACUCCUUCCAGGUUGACACUGUGGCAUAUCAUCUGUCUGUGCUCAAGGAUAUGUUUCCCAGUGGCAUCAACGUCCUCUCCCUCUUUUCUGGCAUUGGUGGAGCUGAAGUGGCCCUUCACCGGCUUGGUGUCCCUCUGAAGAACGUUGUCUCCGUAGAGAUCUCAGAAGUGAACAGAAACGUUGUGAGCAGUUGGUGGGAGCAAACCAACCAGAAGGGGAGGUUGCAGCACCUUGUUGACGUGCAGCAGCUGAAUGGUGAUUGCCUUGAGCAGUACAUGAGCGAGUUCGGUGGAUUUGAUCUGGUGGUUGGUGGGAGUCCAUGCAACAAUCUAGCAGGCAGCAACCGGCACCAUCGUGAUGGACUGGAGGGUAAGGAGUCUUCCCUUUUUUACGACUACUUCCGGAUAUUGGACUUAGUUAAGAGCAUGAUGGGAAGAAACAAUUGAUUCGAUUCAAUUUCCUGGUUACUUGUGGUAAUAAACAACAACCAAGUCUUAUCCCACUAAGUGCGGUCGGCUGGUUACUUGUGGUAAUCCGAUUCUAUUUAAUCCCCCUGUGCAAAAGUUUUGACUUUUGUUCACGAGGAACAAACAAUUGUACUAAUUGGAGUUUCGAACCUGCUUAUAAAUGAGGUUUUAGUUAGUGCUCA